CGCGUCUUGUCCAGGACCAGCACCGCGUCGCGUAGCGUAUGCUCCCCGUGCCCCGCGCGUUCCCCGCUGGUCGGUCCUUAUGCCGCCAUUUAACCCUACGCGUGCAUCUCCUCCCGCUCGUAUCCUUGACCUCGCGGCAUCACUUUCUCAGGACAUCUCCCGCACUUCGACCGUCUCAGUUCCCGAGCUUGCUAGCCUCACCCCCGAUGAGAUAGAGCUGCUAGAAGCUGUCAUACAACGCGCAGGAAGCAACGCAAAUACGUUCUUGACCGUCUUCAAGGCGUACAACGAUGUUCUUACCGAACGGGGACUCGAUCCACAUGAGGUCGUCUACUACGGCAAGCUGCUCAAGCUGGGCACGCUCAAGGGAAGGAACUGGGCGGACAAGUGGGAGAGUGUCAAGCACCAGUAUGGAUAUGCUGCGAAGCGGGAACCGGUGCGGGCGAAGGCGAGCAAGCCGAAGCCCGCACCGUCGAGCCCUCGUCGCGUCCCGGUGCGCAAACCCACACGCAUUAACGACUCCUUCACGCUGGAUACGCUUCACCAAGACGUCUUCACCGAUGCAACGAACUCUGAAGCGGACACGACGCCUACUGCGCCCCGCUCCUACCCAACGCGAUCGCGCGUACCGCCACGACGAACGCCUUCCCCUACCCGAUCAUCCGUGACCAACUCCCUCGGCCUCGAAUUCGACGAUCAUCCCCUCUUGAACCACCCUUCUACCCAACCUGCUAUGCCACCUAUCGUCCCACGCCGAACGAACUUCUACGACUCGUCGGACGCAGAGUCUACAGACGACGUUUUUCAAGCUCCCUCCACGAUUCCCCCGUCCUAUGGCGCUGCUGUACGCGACGAGGAUGCCACGCCCGUCAAGCCCAAGCGUCGCGCUACCCAGACGACGCAACCGCUGGCGAAACCGGCAAUCAUCAAGGACCUAGAGAAGCGUCCGACCUCGACUCCUGCAAUGGAUCAGUUGACGCUGGCGCGUCAGAAGGUCGCAGAAGCGCGAAAGCGCAGAGGGAGCGUGGUGAACGGCGAGGACGCCUUCAAGAAGAUCCAGAUGGAGCACGACGAGAAGAACGCUGCCCAGUUCUACGAAGAUAGGCUCCUGGAGCGCUGCUGGCGGGUAUGGCGAGAUGGGUAUGAAUGGAUUAUUACCACCGACAUGCAAAUAGCUGAAGCCCGUGACAACCUGAUCCUCCGCAAGUGCGUCCAGCAAUGGCGCGAGAAGACCGCAGAGAAUAAGGAUCUGUACGGGCGCGUCACGCUGCUAUCCAACAAACGCUGCCUACGCGCCUUCUUCAACAAGUGGCGCGCACGCACGCGGGAGAAGCAGCAGGCGGAGUGGCGAAACGCUAUGCGGCGCAAGAUCAAGAUCGUGCGCGACCGCCGGGAGGAGCACCUGCAGAAGGAUGCCUGGACCAAAUGGAGGCAGGCCUUCAUGGUGCGCCUGGCGGAGCAGCACUAUGCGCAUAAGCUCGUCCAGCGUUCCUUUAAGCUGUGGAAGCAGCGCUUGAUUGCGUUGGACGAGCGGGAUGCGGUAGCGGACGAGUUCCGCGAAUCCACGCAGGAGCGGGCGGUGGCUCGAUGCUGGAAGGCGUGGCGUCGGUCACUGCAGCUGCAGCGCAUCGAGCAUGAGAUGAGCGACCGUGUCGCAAUGCGAUUGAUGGUAGAGGCUAUGACUAUAUGGAAGCGACGAACUGCGGAACUUCAACUCGCCGAUGACCUUCAUGACAAGAUGAUUAUGAAGAACGCAAUCCGGGGGUGGAAGGCUGCCCGUGAUAGAAUACGAAGGAUGGAAAACAAGGCCCGCAAACAACUCGCUUUGCGAGACGAAAUCAUGAUGCGUGCUAUUUGGCGAGUCUGGAAAGCUGGCGAGCGUGGUCGAUUACUUGAACGAGUGCGGUCGUCUCGCCUCGUCUCAAAUGCUUUCGCGGUCUGGCAGCAGCGCUUGGCUCAGCAACGUGAGCUUGAAGCGCGCGCACUCGCCUUUUACUCCCGACCCGCGUCGUCGUCUGCUGUCCUCGCCCUCAAGACCUGGCGUCAGCACUACCAGACACACACGAAUGCCAAUGCAUACGCUGUUAAGUACCAUGCCUCUCAGCUUAAGUUCAACGCCUUCCGCCAAUGGUGCCGCGCCAUCCACGACCAUGCCAAAGACAACCGCCGCGCGCGCAAGGCGAACAAGCUCCUCACGACUCGUCGCGCCUGGCAGAUGUGGCGCGAGAAACUCGCCGAGCGGGCGCGGCUGCGCAAGUUGGCUGAGCUGGAACAGCAGCGGUGCCACAAGAUCUUCAAAGAUUGGCUAGCGCGGGCGAGGAAGCAGAGGCGGCAAAAGAUGGCGGAGCAGCUGGUGCAGGAUCGGGUGAGGCAGCGGGUGAUGCAUGAGACGCUUGUGCAUUGGACGAAUCGGGUGAUUAAGGUGAAGUUGAGGGAGCUGGAGGUGGCGCAGCAGAGGGAUGCGGCGACGUUGGGGAAUGCCUUCAAGAAGUGGAAGAGUGUUUGCGAGCGCCAUGUCGAGGAGCUUAACCUCAUGGAGAGCUAUCAGUUCGUCAAGCGCGAAGAGUUUGUGCGCCGCGUAUUCAGCCGCUGGCUAGCAGCGGCUCGAAAUUCUCGUCAUCGCCGUGUCGUUCUACAGGAGAGGGAAGCAGACAUGAAGACAAUCAAGCUAUCCGCGGCGUGGGACAAGUGGCGGGAGAAAUUCAAGAACGAACGCUUGCGACCCAUCGAAAACACGGUGGUCUUGCAAGGCCAGCAAUACGUGCUCUACCGUGCAUUCGCCUUUUGGCACUCUAGGACGACCUCGCUUCCUGCGAUCCGCUUCCAUGCGAACAACCUGAAGGCUAGUGCAUGGAAGAAGUGGAUGGCUGCGAUGCCCCGUGCACUCCAGGCCAAAAAGGCGCGCGAAGUGCACAAGCAAAAUUUGCUCUCGAAAUUCUUCGAGAAAUGGGCGCAAAAGCGCGAAACGAAGCGCGCUUUGAGACUUGCAGCCCGUGCUCGCUAUCUUGCUUUGCCGACAGCGGUAUCGAGAAAUCCGCGUCCUCCAUUCUUGUCAACAUCUCCGCCGAAGCCAAGUCCUUUCGCACGGCAGCGUUCUCCUGCUCCUGAUCAGCAGGAAGGCGAGGAGGAAGAGAAGGAGCCAGAACCGCGUGCGCCUACGAGACCUUUCGGCUACAAACCAAGAGCUGGUUUGGCCAGUCUCCUGACGAGCCGGCCGUCCUCCAAGCCAGCCGCAGCGGAAUCCUCCACUCGUCCGACGACGGGCGAGCCGUCUACUCGACCAGCCCUUGGCAGGAAGCGCGCCACGUCGCCGACUUCUACCGUCCACACUCGAGUACGCUCGAAGCCGCUGGCAAGUUCGAGUUCGUCUUCGUCGCGAGCAUCCUCUCCUCCUGCCAGGCCGCCGCGCAGUGCGGUCUCGACGCGGAAAAAGAGCCCUUCCCCACCCAACCCUUCAGUAUCGCGACCGCGCUCGCCGCUCAAGUCUGUCGGGCGAUGGCCUCUUACGCGCGACGCGAGCCCGGUCUCCAGGCCACGAACGCGCACCGCGCUGUCCAGCCUUCCGAGCCCGCCCCGGUCACGCCUGGGACGCGAGCUCAGCCCAACACGACCACGGCCAACGUACAGCGAACGCGGGCGAAGCCCCUCGCGCGCGCCAAGUACGACAGUCGGCUCGAAUGGGGAGACGCGCAGCCGGUUAUGGACAGAGCUGCAGGCGGUGCAGCGGAAAUCGCGCCCGCCAUCAGAGCGGUCCUCGAGGCGAUAGCAGGUCAGGAGGAUGGGAUGGGUUAGUCGUUAUAUUUAUGCUUAAGUUAUCUGCAUGCAUGCUCGUGUUGUCGUCGCGUUUGUUAGUUGUCUAUGCAGUGUAUAUACUCUACUAUAUGGUCAUGCUGAAUAUGCAUAUUGUGCUUUCUCAACGGCAGGUCUCGGCGAAUGAUUGUAGUAGGGGCUCCGAGAAACGACGCUUCGUAUUCAUGCGUCAUGACGUAAACAGAUGUAUUAAAAGCUCGAGGAGUAACCUUCACACGUUCUUG
Schizophyllum commune H4-8 is the source of this 4034-nucleotide messenger RNA. RefSeq lists its product as uncharacterized. The coding region runs from base 80 to 3766 and encodes 1228 amino acids. Lineage: Eukaryota; Fungi; Basidiomycota; Agaricomycetes; Agaricales; Schizophyllaceae. The record is from RefSeq and is a predicted model, not a curated record. The transcript is spliced from 9 exons. Gene Ontology annotation, molecular function: phosphatase binding.